Molecule: messenger RNA, 600 nt
Organism: Chilo suppressalis (striped riceborer)
Lineage: Eukaryota; Metazoa; Arthropoda; Insecta; Lepidoptera; Crambidae
Source: the annotation of a GenBank genome assembly
AUGUCUUCAAAAGUGAACUCGAAACCUGCCACCUGCGCGGCGUGCAUUAAACCACUCCCUAAAAAUGAAUAUUUGCAAUGUUCGUGUUGCAAAGCUGUUUAUGAUCUGGAUUGUAUUAAUAUGAGCAGUCAACGUUUCCACUCAUUCUAUGCAUUGAAUAAGGAUCGUAAAAAUAGUUGGAAAUGUCCGGAAUGUAUCAGUAAACAACCUAAAAGAGGUAACCUCAACACGCCUGUUCGACCUACUGUGCAGGUUCAAGAUGACGACGCUAGUGCAUCACCGGAGAGUCCUACUAAUCAAGGAAAUCAAAAUAUUACAGUACGAUCAAAAGUUAAAAGUCCGAAAUUGUCCACUAACAAGGAAAUUAUUACAUGCGAUUUGAGCUACUCUGACUUCUCAGACAUUGAUUUCAAGCAAUUAGUUAUGGAGGAAUUGCGCGCUAUACGAUUAGCUGUUACAGGGCUUACCAGUGCUAUUGAAUCCCAAAAUUUGAGGUUGAACGUCUUGGAAGCAAAAAUGGACUCUUACGAAACCAAAAUGUACGCGUGUUUGAAGAGACUUGAGCGCAUUGUGGCGUCGCCGCCGCCUUGUCUCGUGUAA